UAAGAGAAGAGUUCAAAGAGAAUGGGCAAGCACGUAAUUCAAGAACUAAAAUGUUUUUUUAAGACAAGAAGUGCAGUUAGUUUAAACUUUAAACUAAACGUGCAAGAAGAACAGGAAUAUAUCAUCAAAGAGGAGAGCGCAAGAAGCAAAUCCUUUUGAGACCUGAUCGUCGGAAUGUAUCACCGUAUUCCGUCGCUAAUGGAGCCAUUACUUAGGAGAGUCUCGGCGCGUUGGCCUGUCAUCGUUCAGGCUACAACGUGGACAGUGCUCCUCAUGGUCACUGUAGCCGUGGCUUCUUUCGCUCCCGAAUUGGCGUUUGUGUCUACGGUGUCGUCUUCGUGCGGUCGAGGAGAUGGGUUCGUGAAGAUUCCCAUGGAUUUUCCGGGGGAGAGUGUGUGCGUGCCGUCUCACAUGGUGAAGAGAUCGCGUUUCGAUUUGUUUAUGCCUCCUAUUUUCGCAGCUGUUAUGGUGACGGCGUCGGCUUGUUUGAUCCGAUCGUGUUUUGGAACAGAGGAUAUGGAUGAUGUAUGA
Messenger RNA from Brassica oleracea var. oleracea, 531 nucleotides. RefSeq lists its product as uncharacterized. Lineage: Eukaryota; Viridiplantae; Streptophyta; Magnoliopsida; Brassicales; Brassicaceae. The record is from RefSeq and is a predicted model, not a curated record. Bases 175 to 531 code for a protein of 118 amino acids. The transcript has a single exon.